Messenger RNA from Dipodomys spectabilis (banner-tailed kangaroo rat), 5583 nucleotides. RefSeq names its product ATP binding cassette subfamily B member 7 (gene Abcb7). The record is from RefSeq and is a predicted model, not a curated record. Gene Ontology annotation, cellular component: mitochondrial inner membrane. The transcript has 16 exons. Gene Ontology annotation, biological process: intracellular iron ion homeostasis; transmembrane transport. The coding region runs from base 20 to 2278 and encodes 752 amino acids. Gene Ontology annotation, molecular function: ATP hydrolysis activity; ATP binding; ABC-type transporter activity. NCBI's taxonomy places the organism in Eukaryota, Metazoa, Chordata, Mammalia, Rodentia, Heteromyidae.
UCCUCUUUCCUCGCUCAAGAUGGCGCUGCUCGCGAUCCAUUCUUGGCGCUGGGCAGCCGCGGGAGCUGCUUUCGAAAAGCGCCGGCAUUCAGCAAUUCUGUUUCGGCCCCUGGUUUCUGGGGGCGGCUCGAGUCGGCAGUGGAGGCUGGGUCAGCGUGGCGCAUCAGGAAGUGCUCGAAAGCACCAGAGCCCAGAAUUGUUAAGAAAUAGCACGUGGCAGAUAUGGGGAAAAGAUAAUUCAAGACAGUUAUUAGAUGCUACAAAGGCUCUCCAGUCAUGGCCACUGAUAGAAAAGAGAACAUGUUGGCAUGGUCACGCAGGAGGAGGACUCCACACAGACCCAAAAGAAGGGUUAAAAGAUGUUGAUACUCGGAAAAUCAUAAAGGCAAUGCUUUCUUAUGUGUGGCCUAAAGACAGGCCAGAUCUACGAGCUAGAGUUGCCAUUUCCCUGGGGUUUUUAGGAGGUGCAAAGGCCAUGAAUAUUGUGGUCCCCUUCAUGUUUAAAUAUGCUGUAGACAGCCUCAACCAGAUGUCGGGAAACAUGCUGAACCUGAGUGAUGCACCAAAUACAGUUGCAACCAUGGCAACAGCAGUUCUGAUUGGCUAUGGUGUAUCAAGAGCUGGAGCUGCCCUUUUUAAUGAAAUUAGAAAUGCAGUAUUUGGAAAAGUAGCCCAAAAUUCAAUCCGGAGAAUAGCCAAAAAUGUCUUUCUCCAUCUUCACAACCUGGAUCUGGGUUUCCACCUGAGCAGACAGACAGGUGCUUUAUCUAAGGCUAUUGACAGAGGAACAAGAGGUAUCAGUUUUGUCCUGAGUGCCUUGGUAUUUAAUCUUCUCCCCAUCGUGUUUGAGAUGACUCUUGUCAGUAGUAUUUUGUAUUACAGAUGUGGUGCCCAAUUUGCCUUGGUAACCCUGGGAACACUCGGUGCAUAUACAGCCUUCACAGUUGCAAUCACCCGGUGGAGAACUAAAUUUAGAAUAGAAAUGAACAAAGCAGAUAAUGAUGCAGGUAACGCCGCUAUAGAUUCACUGCUGAAUUAUGAAACUGUGAAGUAUUUUAAUAAUGAAAAAUAUGAAGCACAAAGAUAUGAUGGAUUUUUGAAGAGUUAUGAGAAUGCUUCAUUGAAAAGUACCUCUACUCUGGCUAUGCUGAACUUUGGCCAAAGUGCUAUUUUCAGUAUUGGUUUAACGGCUAUAAUGGUGCUCGCCAGUCAGGGAAUUGUGGCAGGUACCCUUACAGUUGGAGAUCUAGUAAUGGUGAAUGGACUACUUUUUCAGCUUUCAUUACCCCUUAACUUCUUGGGAACAGUAUAUAGAGAAACUAGACAAGCACUCAUAGAUAUGAACACCUUGUUUACUCUGCUCAAGGUAGACACCCGGAUUAAAGACAAAGAGAUGGCAUCUCCCCUUCAGAUAACACCCCAGACAGCUACAGUAGCCUUUGAUAAUGUGCAUUUUGAAUACAUUGAAGGACAGAAAGUCCUUAGUGGAGUAUCUUUUGAAGUCCCUGCAGGAAAGAAAGUGGCCAUUGUAGGAGGUAGUGGGUCAGGGAAAAGCACAAUAGUGAGGUUGUUGUUUCGUUUUUAUGAGCCUCAAAAAGGAAACAUUUACCUUGCUGGUCAAAAUAUACAAGAUGUAAGCCUGGAGAGCCUUCGGAGAGCCGUGGGAGUGGUACCUCAGGAUGCUGUCCUCUUCCAUAAUACUAUUUACUACAACCUCUUAUAUGGAAACAUCAAUGCUUCGCCUGAGGAAGUGCAUGCAGUGGCAAAAUUAGCUGGACUUCAUGAUGCAAUUCUUCGAAUGCCUUGUGGAUAUGACACCCAAGUAGGGGAACGAGGUCUCAAGCUUUCAGGAGGAGAAAAGCAGAGAGUUGCAAUUGCACGAGCCAUUUUGAAGAACCCGCCAGUCAUUGUCUAUGAUGAAGCCACGUCAUCAUUAGAUUCAAUUACUGAAGAGACUAUUCUUGGUGCCAUGAGGGAUAUGGUCAAACACAGAACUUCUAUUUUCAUUGCACAUAGAUUAUCAACAGUGGUUGAUGCAGAUGAAAUAAUUGUCUUGGAUCAGGGUAAAGUAGCUGAACGUGGUACCCACUACAAUUUGCUUGCUAACUCUAGCAGUAUCUAUUCAGAAAUGUGGCAUACUCAGAGCAGCCGUAUGAAUAACUAUGGUAACUCCAAAUGGAAUGCACAGAAAGAGAAUAUGUCCAAGGAGGAAGAAAGGAAGAAACUACAAGAAGAAAUUGUCAAUAGUGUGAAAGGCUGUGGAAACUGUUCCUGCUAAGUUAUAUGAAUCUUUCUUCCUCCAUCCCUCUCUCUCCCCUUCCUCUCUUUCUUUCUCCCUCCUCCCCUCUCCUCUUUCUUUCUUACCACUCAUUUGCACUGAAGCAGAAUUGUUUAAUUAAAAUCAUACAUUCCCACUUGCUAUAAUCCUUUUAAGUAGGACUUUAUUUUUAGGUUUUGAGUUUUAUACCUUUCCGUCUAACAUGGCAUCUGUAUCCCCAAAUUAUUUUCUUGCUAUAGCCCUAGUUGUGCUCAAUACAUAAAUUUUGUUACAUUUUUACUUUACUCUGUUGUUCUUUUUGAAGUUCUGACAUCCAUUUGAUACCCAUAACCAGAUGAAUCAGAUUGAUGUUCAAAUUUUUGCAGUUUUUAAAAACCCCUUUAUGCUGACAAUUUGUAGAAAAGGGUCAUUUUCUUAAAACUGAAGCAAAAGAGAACAGGAUACAUUUAUUGUCUCUUCUCUAUCCCCUCCAAUUGAAAUACUUUAUUGAUGUGAAAAUUAGUUUAUGAACAAAUUUAAGGUUAGGACUUAUCAGAAAUAGGCAUUUAUAAUUUUGAUGUCUUCAAAAAUACCUAUGCUUACAGUUUUUUAAGUGUUUCCAGUUAUAUACUUUUUAGAGGGAACAUUUUUAUUUUCAUGUUGAGGUAGAGAAACAAAGUGUUGCAAACCAAAUUUAUGCAUUUUUUUCUUUACAUACUUAUAAACCCAGGUGUCAUUUGAGAGUUGCUAUAUUGGGAGUGAUCUGAAAGUUUAGGAACUUAAUGGCCUUUUCUAAUUUCCGUCUUAGAUGCACUGAUUUUUGCAUCUGGAGUUAUACAAACAAAUAAGUAGAAUGUUAUGCAUGUACCCACAUAUGGGUAUGUACCUGCUCAUGAAUGUUUAUUAAUUGCUGUCCACUUAAACAUUAUUGAAAAUGUUUGAUAAAUAAGAAAGAUUAAAUAUAUACAUACAUAUGUAUACAUACACAGGCACUCUUUAAAUGACCUAGACUCUCAAUCAGUAUUGACACUUCAGAAUUCCUUCAUUAUAAGGUCUUCUACUUUUUUCACUAAUUUAAUGAGUUCCUUUAAGCCUGAUGAAACAAGGAGCCUACGCAAUAUAGUCAAGUUCCACCUGAAAUAAAAAGAAAACAAACCUUACCUGCUAGGAUUAUUUAGAUGGCAUGUACCUGUAGCUCAAGGAGCUUAGGAAGCUGAGCCGGGAGGAUCACUGAGCCCAGGAGUUUGAGGCCAGUCUAGUGACAUCCUGUCUCUUACAAAUUAAGGGAAAAAAAGAAAUUACACAUUUCUUUUUUCAAUGUGAAUUUGCUUUGUUUGACAGUAAUCAUUCAGUCUGAAAACUUACAUAUCUCAUGAAUUAAUGGCCCCAUAACCAUAAGUAAUGAGUUUUCUCAGGAAAAGUACUCAAAUAUUUGUUUUAUUGGUUUAUGGUUUUAAUAUGUGUUAAGUGAUUUAUUAAUAUAGGAAAGAUUAAUAGUUUUUUAUUUGUUGACAUUGUUGGAUAGCUAUCUGAAUUUGUCUAACAGAAGUGAAUACUUUUGUUACAUAAAGGCAAUUUGAUAAGUAACUUGAGGCCAGUAUUUUAUAUAUAGCCUUUGAUACUAGAAUAAGUGAUGUGACAUGUUGAAAUUAACACUGAGGUGCAUAAUCUGCAAAAUGAGGUGGUUUUGCUUUUUGACAUAUCUUAUUGUGAAGCCAUAGGUAUUAUUGCUAGUCUAAAGAGAAAACAGCACUUCCACUGAACAAAGCAGUUACAUUAUUAGAAAGGGUAAAACCUGGGUAGAAAUUUUGUUUCUACAUUAAUGCCUUCUAUACAUAUCCAGUGAUGCUGGUAAGAAAAAGAUUUAGUUUAGUUGCAUAAACAAGUGGGUAAAAAUUAAGUAAUCAUUACUGAUAAUUCCACUUGAAGUGUUUAUAGUGUUGUUAAAAGCAAGCAAUUUUGUGAUGCAGGGGAACAUUGAGUUCAAGAAGGUAGAACUGUUUUCAAGGUAGGAAUAAUUUUCCCCACUAAGACAUUUUGAAGCUGUUUUUCUUUUCAUGUGAUUGCAGGUGGUCCUUUAGGCCACUGUGGUCAUUAACCUGUAUUUUCAGCUAAUAAAAAGUAAAACUACCUGAAAAACACAGUUAUUAUAGAGGCCAUAACUACAUCUUAAGGACAUUUCUCUUAAAACCAAAAACCACGUCAUAUUAACAUGGUUCUGUGCAGAGAAAUAAUAGAUUAGUUGAAAGAAAAGCUUUUUAGGAUGAUUCACUCAUAGGAAAUGCCAAAAAAGGAACAUUUAAUUAUAAUGUACUAAUUUUACAUUACAAUAUUACAUGCUCACACAAAAGGACAAUGUGUAUAAAUUUUUUAAUUCAGUGUUGGAACAAUGUUUUUAAUGUAUCAGGAUGAAUAAGCUACAGUUUUAGAAUUUGAGCUCUGAAAAUGAACUAAGAUGAUAGGGAUGUAAUUCUUGUACUCCUUUAUUUUAAAGAUUGGAACAUUUACUUUCUAAAGUAAUCCAAGUUUACAGAAAUUAAGUUGAAACCAAGGUAAAGUGGGUUGGGAUUGAAAUGGACUAGGUUCCAUUCUGGAGGUUUGUCACAUGGAAAUAUUUUGAUGAGCGGAUGAGCUCAUUUGGAAGUCUUUGGACAGCUCAAGUCAGGGUCACUAGGGAUAAUCACAGAGUCCUUCACAUUUGGACAUGAACAAGCUCACAAAAUGCAUUUCCUUUUCCUCUGCAGGGAUGUGUACUUUUUACAUACCUUAAGAUUGUUAUUUUGUCUUAUUCUUCGAUGUUGACAAAGGUCACUUUGUGAAAAUGGUUGUUUCUAAAAUAUGUUUUGUUUAAAAAGGUAUUUAAAAAUUGUGUGAUUCAAAACUUCACUCAGAGACAUUGGGAAAAGAUGUGUGAUUCCUUGUUUUUGGAACCCUUUGUUCUGUUAAUGCUGCCAUAUUGCUCCUAUCUUUCCUACUUGUUCAGUGUGUCAGCAAGUAGCCAUUUUUGCCAGUGUAUGUUCAUAAUUCUCUUACCUUAUAACUUUAUUUCAGGAUAUGCUGUUGUGAAUUUGUAGCUGAAAGUAUUUAAAUAAGUUUGCAAUUGCAGUUUCUUAAAUUAUUAGGACGUCUCAUUUUUUCUUUCUUUGAAUAUAUACAUUUUUGAAUGUAAGCUUUAUGGUCAAUCACAAUAUUAAGCCAAAUAACCUGUAUAAAACUGGUUAAGACAAAACAACUGAACCAAGGAAUCCCUUACCACAGUUCUGUUGUUUAUAGCAACCUGUGUGGAUAAUCAUUACUAAAUAAACAUAUGUCUUUGUGAUUAGAAA